AUGGGUAAUGCCUGCCGUUGUUAAUAAUUUACAAAUGAUAAUUUAGAACUGAAUUCAGGAAAAGUGGAAGGUACAAACAAGAAAGGAGACUCAAUCACCAUUCCUCAAUAGAAUGGUACAACCAUUUCAAAAAAGACAACUCAAAAAUAGAAUGAAGAUGAAGGUGAGGAAGAUGAUUAACCAUAAAAUCUAUAAUAAAUAGAACUGAAAAGAGGAGACAGAAAGAAGCAAGCCAAGAUCAAUGCGGUGUCAGAUACUGUAGAAAUAUUUGAAAACAUUCUUAAAGUUGAGAAACGAAAAUCCCCUUUCGACUAUCAAUUAAUGCUAAAUGCCUUUAAUGAUCAUUUCAUAUUUAAGUCAGUGCCUCAAAGUGACAUAGAAUAUGUAGUGGAAUAGAUGUUCUAUUGUACUGUUCCAGAUGGUUAAUUUGUUUUCAAGUAAGGAGAUAAAGCUACUUCCUACUUCCUUAUUGAAAGGGGCCAGUGUUAAAUUAUCAUCAAUGGAGAAUUGAAGAAAACUUUAAAGGGCGGAGAAGCCUUCGGUGAGUUAGCCAUGCUAUAUAAUGCACCUCGAAGUGCAAGUGUUAAGGCAGUUGGAGACUGUGCUUUUUGGGCAAUAGAUAGAAACACCUUCAGAAAGGUAGUAGAGCAGUAAAAUCAGAGGAAUUAUGAUGAAAAUCGUGAAUUCAUGAAAAAAGUGGAGUUUUUUUCCUUUUUAACCGAAGAACAAAGAGAUGCUAUAUGCAAUGUUCUUAUUACCUUGUUAUUCAAAAAGGGAGAAAUAAUAGUAUCAGAGGGGGAUGUGGCCAAUUCAUUUUAUAUCAUAAAAAAAGGGAAGGUGUCAAUUAUAAAAGGAGACAAGGAAGUGACUUAGAUGAAUGCAGGAGAAUCAUUUGGAGAAGCUGCAUUAUACUAAAGUUGUUAGCGAGCUGCAACUGUCAAGGCAGUUGAUGAAGAAGUUAGAUGUCUGUCAUUAUCUAAAGAUGAUAUCUAAAAGAUAUUAGGGUAAAAGAUCUAAACAGUUAAAUAUAUAAACACUUAGAAGUGGGCAUUGUAAUAGAAUCCAAUUUUAGGGAAAUUAACAUCAAUUCAAAUCGAGAAGAUCAUCUAGACUGUCAGAUAAGUGCAUUAUGAGAAGAAUGAAAUAAUUGUAAAGGUUGGACAACCAUGUCUAAAGGUUUAUAUAGUUUUAGAGGGUGAAAUAGCGACAAUUCCAUCAAACAAAUAUGUAUUCGAUAAAGGCAAAGUUUUUGGUGAUCAAUACUUGAAGUCGUCUACUCUAGAUAAUAAAAUGGCAGAGUGUUUACAAGUCAUAACAGAGGAAGCCAUCAUUGCAGAGUUUGAAAUCAAGACCUUUAUGCAAAUUAUAGGAGGGAGUGUUGAACAAAUGAUUCAAAAAAAUGAGAAUUCUCAUGAACAAAAAUAUCUCAACCAUCCUAGUGCUCUAUAAAAAAAGGAUUAUUCCAACCUCACAUUGGAUAAGCUUAUUUGUAUCAAGAAGUUGGGACAAGGUUAAUUUGGUAAUGUAUAUUUGGUAAGGACCUCUUAAGAGGACAAAAUGUACGCAUUAAAGUGCAUAAGUAAAGCCCAAAUUGUGGAAUAACAUUUAGAGAGACAUCUAGCAUAAGAGAAAUAAGUGCUUCAGACAAUUAAUUUUCCCUUUUUAAUGCAAUUCUACAAAAGCAUGAAGGAUUAAAAUUACAUCUACUUUCUGAUUGAAUUCAUAAAGGGCAUGGAAUUAUUCGAUGUGAUUAGGGAGAUUGGACUAUUGACUGUGACGGACUCUUAAUUUUAUAUAGGAUCCUUAUUGAUUUGUGUAGAAUAUUUACAUAAAUUACAAAUCAUUUAUAGAGAUAUCAAACCUGAAAACAUUAUGGUCGAUGAGAAAGGUUACUUGAGGAUGAUUGAUAUGGGUACUGCCAAAUUCUUGAAUCAAAAGUCUAUCAGAACAUACACAAUUAUAGGAACUCCUCAUUAUAUGGCACCUGAAAUCAUUACAGGCAAAGGAUACACUUUUACUGUUGAUUUAUGGUCAAUCGGUGUUUGUUUAUACGAGUUUAUGUGUGGAGGUGUCCCCUAUGCUGAAGAUGCAGAUGAUCCAUAUGAAAUUUAUGAAGAAAUUUAAAAGAAAACUUUAAAUUUUCCACUUUUCAUGAAAGAUAAGAAAGCCAAAAAAUUAAUAGAAUAAUUAUUGUCUAAAACCCCAGAAGUUCGAUUAGGGGGAAGCUAUGCUGCAUUAAAGGCAAAUAAUUGGUUCGACAAAUUCGAUUGGGAUAAACUAAUGGACAAAGAGCUUAAACCGCCUUUCAUUCCAAAGAAAACUAGAAUGGUUUAAGAUAAGGAAAUUCAGAGUGCUCUUGCUACUGGAAAAUUAGCAUCCAAAGAAAUAAAUACAGUUGGGGUUGUCUACAAGAAGGAGAAAGCUAGAGAUUCUAAUUGGGACUCAAAUUAUUGA
Molecule: messenger RNA, 2454 nt
Organism: Paramecium tetraurelia
Lineage: Eukaryota; Ciliophora; Oligohymenophorea; Peniculida; Parameciidae
Exons: 8
Biological process (GO): signal transduction; peptidyl-serine phosphorylation
Cellular component (GO): cAMP-dependent protein kinase complex
Molecular function (GO): cAMP-dependent protein kinase activity; ATP binding; cGMP-dependent protein kinase activity
Source: RefSeq, a predicted model, not a curated record